This is a messenger RNA of Carassius gibelio (silver crucian carp), 2658 nucleotides long. Its product is annotated as COUP transcription factor 2-like. Gene Ontology annotation, molecular function: retinoic acid binding; zinc ion binding; nuclear receptor activity. Bases 784 to 2052 code for a protein of 422 amino acids. The transcript has 3 exons. The record is from RefSeq and is a predicted model, not a curated record. Lineage: Eukaryota; Metazoa; Chordata; Actinopteri; Cypriniformes; Cyprinidae. Gene Ontology annotation, biological process: negative regulation of transcription by RNA polymerase II; cell differentiation; anatomical structure development.
CAGAGAGAACGCAUUCUGCCAGCCCAGCGCCUACAAAUCGCAGUCACUUCCUAACCUCCCCCUUUUUAACAUAUUUGAUCACUUUGAUUCUCUGUCCUCUCUCUUAUUAUUUUUCCGCGCAUGAAGGAGGUUCGGUAGGUUGUGAUCUUUUUGUUUUAUUAUCAGUCCUGCUUGCCGGAGAGUUGACUUCAUAUUUGACUCGAGCACAGGCUGCAACUGCGCGCGGCUGCUAGCGCUACCUCAUCUGAAGAAAAGGAAGAAGCGAUUGUUUUUUUAUUUUUUAUUUUUUUUCCCUUUUUUUUUGCCAGUUGUUGGUUUUCUUCAAGACUUUACGCUGGAACUUCUCGCGUGUCGCAAGUAUCUUUGAAAUCUGCGUGUUUCUGAUCAUCGCUACACACGUGAAGUUGUCUGUCCUGCUCUGUUCGUAUCUUCAUCCGCCGUGUUUAUUUCCUAUUUUUGUCUUGAUGGUUUUACUGGAUGGAUGACUGCAAGUGCCCCUGGACUUGGCCUCUUAGAGCAAGGGUGCUAUUCGGCUUUUCUUUGCUUCGGUUUUAACCACAUGCCAGGUAACGUUAACGCUGUUUCAGUCAAGAAAUAGACUGCUGUUUGUCGUCAGUGCGCAACUUUGAACGGACAUCCAGACUCUAACCGACCGUGCAGAUCCUGAAUUAUUUAUUUCACCUUCCUAAGUGAUUAAGGCACCGUGCUUUUUGAAACAAAGCAUUCCGAAACCAAAAACGGGGAACAAAAAGUUUUUUUUUUUUUUAACGUUGACUGAUAGAUAUGGCAAUGGUAGCGUGGAGAGGCUCCCAGGACGAUGUGGCCGACACCCAGGGCACCCUCUCAUCGCAAGCCCAAGGAGGACUAACCCUUCCAACCCCUCAACCAGGCCAGCUGGGUCUGACGGCCUCUCAGGUUGCCCCUCCGACCCCUCAGACACCCGUUCAAGGACCCCCGAACAACAACACACAGUCCACCCCGACGAACCAGACGACGGAAAAGCAGCAACCACAGCACAUAGAGUGCGUGGUUUGCGGGGACAAAUCCAGCGGCAAACACUAUGGCCAGUUCACUUGCGAGGGGUGUAAAAGCUUUUUCAAACGGAGCGUACGGAGGAACCUCACGUAUACAUGCCGUGCCAACAGGAAUUGUCCCAUUGACCAGCACCAUCGCAAUCAGUGUCAGUACUGUCGCCUCAAAAAAUGCCUCAAAGUUGGCAUGAGACGGGAAGUUUCUCUUUUUACUGCAGCCGUGCAAAGAGGACGGAUGCCACCCACACAGCCACACCAUGGUCAGUUCGCCUUGACAAAUGGGGACCCACUGCACUGCCAUUCCUACUUAUCCGGAUAUAUCUCUCUACUACUACGAGCGGAGCCAUACCCAACUUCUCGGUAUGGCAGUCAAUGCAUGCAACCCAACAACAUCAUGGGCAUCGAGAACAUUUGUGAACUGGCAGCCAGGAUGCUGUUUAGUGCGGUAGAGUGGGCCAGGAAUAUUCCCUUCUUCCCAGACCUUCAAAUUACCGACCAGGUUGCCCUUUUGAGGUUGACCUGGAGUGAGUUGUUUGUGCUCAACGCUGCUCAAUGCUCCAUGCCGCUCCAUGUGGCUCCGCUUCUGGCGGCGGCUGGGCUCCAUGCCUCCCCUAUGUCUGCGGACAGAGUGGUCGCCUUUAUGGACCACAUUAGGAUCUUCCAAGAACAAGUCGAAAAGCUCAAAGCUUUGCACGUUGACUCUGCUGAAUACAGCUGUUUAAAGGCCGUCGUUUUAUUCACUUCAGAUGCUUGUGGCCUGUCAGAUGUGGCCCAUGUGGAAAGUUUGCAAGAGAAGUCCCAGUGCGCUCUGGAGGAGUACGUUCGGAGUCAGUAUCCCAACCAGCCAACUCGAUUUGGGAAGUUAUUACUGCGCUUGCCCUCUCUCCGUACAGUCUCGUCCUCGGUCAUAGAGCAAUUAUUUUUCGUCCGAUUGGUAGGUAAAACCCCAAUUGAAACCCUCAUCAGGGAUAUGUUGCUGUCGGGGAGCAGUUUUAACUGGCCUUACAUGUCGAUUCAGUAGGCAGAAGGAAUGAUCAAAGGGGCUGUGACUACAAUAGUUAGCGCUUCUUUUUGUAGAAGGAAUCGGCUGUUACACGAGUUUACUUUCACGAAGAAAGACUUUCAUACAAUGACUGUGAAUUUUAAAAUUGAGACAUUCAGUGAAGCCUCGAAAUCCAGAGAUUGCUCCCAGUGUCAUUCUGAACCGUUUGUUCUAAUGUUUUGUGUUUGUUUGUUGUUUUUUUGUAAUAAAUGCAAAAAUGAAGAAAUAAAUAACUCACUAAAAUUAAUACAAAAGGAAAAAAGGCAAGACAAAAAAAAAUAUUCAAGGAUUUUCAUAAUCUUUUCGGGGACAAUAAACUUAUAAAGUGCAUUUAAGCGACAAUUUGGAAAGAUUGAGAAGAGAAGGAAAAACUUCCUUUUUUUCCAAAUUGAUUUAAAGUCCUGUGUCCAUGUAUCUAUAGCGGUUAUUUUAUUUUAUUUUAUUUUAUUUUAUUUAUUUUUUGUUCCUCCUUUCUGGUUCUUAACCGGUCUGUAAUUCUGUCGUAUGCAGGUCUCUCUCUCUCUCUCUCUCUCUCUCUCUCUCUCUCUCUCUCUCUCUCUCUCUCUCUCUCUCUCUCUCUCUCUC